Messenger RNA from Pyricularia oryzae 70-15, 1573 nucleotides. RefSeq names its product translocation protein sec66. Lineage: Eukaryota; Fungi; Ascomycota; Sordariomycetes; Magnaporthales; Pyriculariaceae. Bases 244 to 1032 code for a protein of 262 amino acids. The record is from RefSeq and is a predicted model, not a curated record. Gene Ontology annotation, cellular component: Sec62/Sec63 complex. Gene Ontology annotation, biological process: post-translational protein targeting to membrane, translocation. The transcript is spliced from 3 exons.
UAUGGACACAUUUCCAAAGUUGCGCCGCGUGCAACAACAGUUGGCAUCUUUUGUUGCCCCAAAAAUAAAUCGCCCGCCAACCCGCAUUUUACAAAAACCGACGACAGUAAAGACAAUCUGCGAUCGGGCUUGAACAAAGAAAAACCACAGAAAUACUUUGAACCGAAAAGACAACUUUAACAGCCAGAAAAUUCAAACAAUUCAAAUCAAACCACUGGCGACACUCGGCCAGUCACCGGCAUCAUGUUCGGAAUAGAUUGGAUGAGCCUUGUGCUCCCAUUCUCAUACAUUCUCGUCCUGGGCGGAACUUUUAUGACAUUUUCCAGCGUCUACAGGAAAAGGAAAGCGACACAAAGCGCCAACCUGGCUCCUUGGUUCCCGCCGCACCUACAACGCAACAUCUACCUGUCGCUGCUCCACCUGGACCCUGAGGACGGCUCCGAGAAGGCGCCCAAGGUGCCCGAGAGCGUCUUGCGUACCGCCCUGCUCCGCCGCGCCGUCGAGGACAUCCACCGCAUCAUCCAGAUCCGCACCGCCAAGGCCGCCUGCAGCUCGCUGCUGGCCCGGGGUAGCGUCGGCGAUGACCUGUGGCAGCGGUUCAGCCGCGCGGAGAAGGAGAUGGAGGAGGAGCUGAGGGAUGUCGUUAUGGAGGCCAACGCACUCGCUCCCAACUGGGGCCAGACAAUCUUCCAAUCCGCCAACGAAAUCGCCGCCAACACGAUGCUGCGCAAGCGCCUUGACGACAUCACGAACCAGACCGAGGCCGAAAAGGAAUGGUGGGCCAAACGCCAGGGCGCCGCCGGCAUCGAGCAACCCGCCGCGUCGUCUCCCACCACCACCACCUCCGAGUCCCUCCCCGCAACCUCCAAGGAGACCCCCGGCAGCUCGGAAGACGGCAUCCUCGUCGAAGACGACGUCCCCGAGUCCUCCACCCCCGCCCCUGCAGCACCCGCACCCGUUCAGACCCCUUCUGCGCCGCCUAGUGAGCCCGGCACGCCUUCCAGCAAGAAGAAGAAGAAGGGAAAGAAAUGAUGGGGUUCUUUGUUCUAGGGACGGUGUUGUAAUUUGACCAAAGACAGAGGCUAUUUUUUCAUGUCGGGUCUCUUUGUCAAUUUGGGUUAGAGUCAAGCGCCCAUUUGUAGAUAACCGACUUUUUGGUGAUUUCUUUUCAUGCGAUUCAUGUCUUUCAACAAAGCAUCUGCAAAGCGGUGCUUCAAGUUUUGAGACUGGAAGAGGAGCAGGGGGGAAGGGCGACUUUUGAUUGCUGAAGGAAUAUGGGAUGUGAUGAUGCAUUGGUGCAUGGCGUUAUGGGUUAGUUUUUCUCAUACAACAAAGUCGCAUUUCGUAUAAACCAAAUUCCCCGAUUCGGAGGCUUUAGCACAAAUGAAUGGGUUUGUUGGUUGGUUACACUCGAACGGUUUCAUCUAUCAGUCAUGUUCUUGACCAAUCACAGAAAGCGAUUAUUGCUGAACGACAUGCAAGUAUUGUGAGUUGAGUUUGAAUAAAAACUGAACAGUCAUAAGAAUACAAUGCCCAACAAGUGGGAAUGGAUUAAUUUAUCCUGAAUCUAGGU